CUUUAAGGAUCCAGUCUCGAAUUUCCGUGCCCACAGGAAGAGAACUCUGGGGUCCAGGGAACUGCGAGUCGUGCCCUUUCUGGCGUGCCCAGGAUGCUGGCUUUGAGCGGCUGGGGAGUUGCAACUUUAAUGAUAUCCAUGUUCAGGCUUUGAAGAACGCUUAUGAGUUGAUCAAAUCAGCCAGUCAAGGGAAAUCUGCAUUUGACCCCUCAGAUAACUUCAGCACUGACUUAUAUGUUUUAUGUGCUGAACAAGCAUUCCAGCUGGGAUAUCUGGAAAUGAGCAGUGACUGUCUACGGAUGUACUUUAAAGGAAGAUUUCCUGUGAACCAGUUUCUUGGCAGAGCGUAUUUGUGCCAAGGCCAGUUGCACGCUCCACUCUCCACAGAUAAUUUGGAAGAGUUUGAAAAGUUUGUGCUAUUUUUUAUGAAGGCAAUAGAUUUUGCCACCCAUGAUCAAAGAUACUAUUUUUUAGCAUACAAUGCCUCAGUUCUUUACUGGCAACUUGUGAGGCCAUAUCUUAAGCCUGGAUUCCGUUAUUGUCUUAUUCCCAGCCUUUCUCAUAUUGUUAAAGCAUUAAACCAAACCGAAGACCAAGACCAUGAAUGGAGAGCGGAACUCAUGAUAAAUUUACUUGAGUGCUUCCUUGAUGCUUCAAAACUGAAAGAAGCAAAAGAGUUUUCAUCUACUGCAGCAAUCUUUAUUAAGGAAAAUGUUCCAGAUAAAUACUCUCAGAUAUUUUCUCUAAUGAUAUAUCACAAACUAGUGGAUAUUCCCCAGGUAGAGAAGGAAAUAGAAAAUUCCAUCCAUUUUUCGGUUAUUUACAGAAUGCAGCUGCUAAAAUUGCAGUGGGACACAGAUGAAUUUCCAAGUGAUGCCAGCACAAAUCUGAAUUCUUUAUAUGUGCUUUUGAAGCAAUAUGAUGUACCUCCUGCAGCUGUUCUCCACAUGAAGAUUCCUUUGAUUCUGGAAUUAGCUCGUUUUUCUGUGAAGGUAAACUGCAUUGAGCUUGCCUAUGACUGUAUUCUUGAUUUGAAGAGAGCUGGAAUUACUGAUCAAGGGAAACUUAUUGAAAUAGAAUGCCUGGAAUGUGAAUACGAAACUAAAAAAAUCAGCACUAAAAUUGUGACUUAUACCAAAGGAGUCGUUGAGACUCAACUGGAAUUGAUAAGAAACCUUGAGUUAACCUUAAAACGUGCAGUUCAGUUGGGAGAUCCUGGUGUGAUUCAGGUGGUCUGUACAACCCUGUGGAAUCUGUGUUUACCACUACUACACCGCGAUUUGCAUCAACACGUGCGAAAGGCAUUGAUAGCAGCUGCUGAUGUCCUUGAGGAGAUUGACAGCAUGUUGAUUUUGUUGCGUUGCCAAGUUCAUAUGGAAAUAGCUCGUAUUGAAGAAGAUGGGGAUAGAAUAGAGGCUGCUAUGAAACAUUUGCAAAAAGCUCUACAUCUAAACAACGGUGGGCAGUAUGAAGAACAUCUGAGACUGACUUUUAACCGUCUUCGUUUGUACGCUAUGCUGUAUGAGUCACCUGAGCAUCGAGAGGAUCGGGCAGUAAUGAUGAUUGAACAGGCUAAAAGGGGAAAGAAGGAAGAUAAUGUGAGGAAAAAGAGGCCCCUUCUGGUAAAUGCAGGUGUUGCACUAGCUCCUGACUCAUUUCAAAUAGUCCUUGAUGGUGAAAAAAAGGCUGAAGUUUCCUCAGCUAAAAGUAGAAGCCAAAUAAGCUACCUCUGUGCAAAAGCACAACAUCAUCUUAAAAGCAUGGAAAGAGUUGGUGAACAUUUGAAUCUCUUAGGAAAUGAAAAUGACAGAGAGAGAAUUAUACAUUGGGCAGAUUUGGCAAAAGUUGCACGUAAACAAGAAGUAUGGGAUGUCUGCCGCGCAGCGUGUAGAUUUUGUCUCUUGUAUGGUGAUACGUUGUUUAGGAAGGUGACAGAACCUAAAAAAACGCAGAAGAAUAAAACUAGUACAACUAGGAUGGAUGAUGAUCAAGAUGAGAGCUUAGCAGGAGAGUCAUUACUGAUGGCAAAUUCCUUCUCUUUUGAAAGAGAUUUACUGAGAAUAUUAGCAGAAAUAAGGUUCAUUAAUGCAGAGGCAACUAUUCAUUUACUGAGAUUGCAGGGAGUUGAACUGAAUGAUCCUGCUGUGCUUUCAGAAGAUAGAAGCCAGUAUCAUCCAGGAUGUGUUUCAUAUCUUCCUGAAAGUGAUCCAGAAUGGAAAACAUACAGUUCAUGGAUAGACUACUUAUCUCGGUACGCUAUGGAAAACUUCCAACGUGCAGCCGAAAUAGGAGAGGAAUUGAAUGAAGCCUGGAUUGUUCACAAUGCUGUGGUGUAUAUCUUAAACUACAACAGGCAUCUUAUCUCUUCUGGAAGACAGAGGGAAAUUAUUGAGUAUCUGCAGACUCUUCUUGGAGCCAUGAAGACUGUUGGGCACCAUGGAAGUACUGUGCUUUUACUGAUGCUAUGUAAUGCUUUGGCUCGGGGCUUACUUCUUUGUUGGAUUCCAAAGCCAAAACUUGCUGAAAAGAAAACAAACGAUGCAGCAACAGACAGAAACAGAAAAGCUGAGUCUUUUUCAGUAGAUCCCUGUGGACUUCCUGAUAUUAAAGCUGCCUUAGAGAUUUGUGAAUUUGCCCUAAAUGUGACAACUGGAACCAUAGCAAACGAAACAAUACCUAUCGCUGCUCAACAACAGAUCAUUGCUACCUGGGUGAAAGCAAAACAGCUGAAUCGGCAGCAGAUUGAAUGUAAACUUGGGACUGAGGAGGAGAAUAAAGCUGAAGUACUAAACCCUACAGCAAGAGUUCUUGUUGGUCUAGAGAUGUAUUCCUGUAAUGGCUUGGGUCUCAUGGAUUUCACUGUUCCUAACUUACAUCAGUUAGUGAAAAUGGCUUUAGAAUGCAGCUGGUCAGAUUCCUUGGUGGAACUGCAGACACUGACACGACUUACGUAUUUUGCAUAUGCAUCACGUGACUAUGAAAUAGCCAUGACUUGUUCCAAACGGAUCUUGCAAUCAGAUGAGGAUUUUUCACACAACAGAGAUGCAAAGAAACAUGAAAUGCCUGGUAACAGAGUGAGACAAGAAAUGUUAAGCACUGCAGCUUGUAUACAAGGAAAGAGUAUAAUGGAAAAUUUGUCUGGAAGAAAACAUAUGCGUGUAGCAGCAUCAAAAGCCUUUGUUCAGAGUGCCAGGUACGCAGGUGAAGCCGGAAAUUAUUCCCUUGUAAUGUUUGCAGCUAGACACUUUUGGAAUACGUGCUUGCCUUUGCUACAUUCUCCACAUGACAGAGAGCAGUUUAAAGAACCUACUGAAAUUAUUCUUAAGAAUAUAAUUAAAGCAGAAUCUAAAAAUAAACAG
This is a messenger RNA of Apaloderma vittatum (bar-tailed trogon), 3359 nucleotides long. RefSeq names its product cilia and flagella associated protein 46 (gene CFAP46). Lineage: Eukaryota; Metazoa; Chordata; Aves; Trogoniformes; Trogonidae. The transcript is spliced from 25 exons. The annotation marks the transcript as partial. Gene Ontology annotation, biological process: axoneme assembly; cilium movement involved in cell motility. The record is from RefSeq and is a predicted model, not a curated record.